UCUUCACCCAUAGAGUGGUGAGCUUGUGGAAUUCUCUGCCACAGAAUGCUGUUGAGCCCAAAACAUUGAAUGUUUUCAAGAAGGAGUUAGAUAUAAUUCUUCAAACUAAAGGGAUCAAAGGGAAUGAGGAGUAAACAGGAACAGGGUAAUGAGUUGAUGAUCAUCCAUAAUCAUAUUGAAUAGUCAUGAAGGCUUGAAGUACUGAAUGGUCUACAACUGCUCCUACAUCCUAUGGUUCUGUGUCUAUGCUACACUCCCUUCAAGGUCAAUAUAUCCUUUGAGGUAUGGCACCCAGUCUGCUAGGAUAACUCCAGAUGUGGUCUGAGCACGGCUUUGUACAACUGAACCUCAAGAAUCUUUCCUGAACUAAGUCUAUAAGUUGCAUCCAUAGCUGUUGAUUUGAGGAAUUUCAGAACUCCUCUUUCCAUGGGUAUUUGAGAAAUAACUACUUUUUUCAGAUUUUCCAGAUUUCACUUUACAUUUUUACCUCGAGCACAGAUUCUAAUUUAAGAAAAAAGCUAGCUAAGAGCAUCUUCUGAAUUGUUUCUGAUUGUCUGGCCAAGACCAUUUCCUUCUCUUGAUAGAUUAUGGACGAGAUAAAGGCUGGGAUACAGUAUGCCUUUCAAACCACAAGCAGCAUGACUCUGGCAAUCAGUGGCUCUGGCCACGCAGCGAUGGAAGCAGCCUUUUUUAAUGUGGUGGAACCAGGGGACGUGGUGCUGAUUGGAAUUCAUGGUGUGUGGGGUGAAAGGGCAGCGGACAUCGCUGAGCGAAUCGGUGGCGAUGUCAGGAGAUUUGUAAAACCUCCAGGGGAAAUGUUCACCUUGCAAGAAAUCGAGCAGGCUCUGGUGCAGCACAAGCCCAUUUUGUUUUUCAUCACGCACGGUGAGUCCUCCUCGGGCGUAGUUCAAGAAAUGGAUGGGAUAGGACCUCUCUGUCAUAAGCAUAACUGUUUGCUACUGGUUGAUUGUGUUGCCUCUCUUGGAGGGGCCCCUCUCUACAUGGAUAAGCAGGAUAUUGACAUCCUUUACUCGGGUUCCCAGAAAGUCCUCAACUGUCCUCCUGGAACUGCACCACUCUCAUUUAAUGACAAAGCCUGCCAGAAAAUAUUUAAUCGGAGGAAGAAACCUGUUUCUCUGUACCUCGAUAUGAGUUGGCUCUCAAACCUCUGGGGCUGUGACGGGAGCCCGAGAAAAUACCAUCAUACGACCCCCAUCACGGGCCUUUUUGCAUUGAGAGAGGCACUUGCAAUUCUUGCAGAACAGGGUCUUGAAGAAAACUGGAAGCUUCACCAGGAGAAUGCCGAGUACCUGCACAAAGGGAUAGAGGACUUGGGAUUAAAACUCUUUGUGAAGGACAAGGCUAUUAGACUGCCCACAGUUACGACAAUUGCAGUACCAGAAGGCUAUGAGUGGAAAGACAUCACUGAUUUCAUCAUGAAGAAAUAUCAGAUUGAAAUCACUGGGGGUCUGGGGCCUACUAUUGGAAAGGUUUUGCGGAUUGGAUUAAUGGGCAUCAACUGUACAAAAGCUAAUGCGGACCUUGUGCUUGGAGCUCUGAAGGAUGCCCUUGAGCAGUGCAAGAAAAGCAAGCACUGAGCCAAGGCUGGAGGCAUUGAAUGGUUCCAGGAUCUAACAACCAGCUGACUGAACAGGAAACAAAUCCUUGAAUAACAAAACUUGAAUUACUUUGUCUUUACUAUAAUAAAUCAGAACAUACUUCCAACUGUACCAAAUCCUAGCAAUUAGAAAAUGAAACUUAAAAAGCCAGAUGUUUCUUUUACUUUGUGAUAUCUAUUACCAUAUAAUUGCAAAGGAUCUAUUUCAUAAUAUUGAGGAGCACCAUUAAAUUCAAUCUUAUCUGAAUCUGCAACAAAAUAUUUUGGAAGCUGGUGUGUGUUUAAACAUUGUCCUAGCCUCAGCCACCAAUCUUCAUUCUCUGUGUGGCUUGGGAAAUUAGCAAAGGACUUCAUUUUUCUGUUUACCUCAGCUUUAGCAAAGUCCCCUGAUAGGUUUGGGUGUCAGAGCAUGAGGGUGAGAAAUGGAUUUGGGCUGUGGGUCAUAAUUAUCUACUUUCAUUACUGCACAAUGACAUAAAUCAAGCAAUAAACAAAUUAAAUGUCAAAAUCGCACCCUUCCAAUCAGGUUAGUGAAGUCACUGCAGUUAUGUGACUGAAACGGGAAGGGGGCUCUAUUGUAGAGACUGCUUUUUGGAUACUCUGAAAAAUUGAGGUAUUACAGAGCUGGGAGACCUCAAUAUAUGAACUAUAACAAGUGUGUUGUAUGAAUUUAAUACAUUACAGUGUAAAAUUCAAUGGAUCAUAUUCAGAUAUCUACUGAAUAAACAAAUUUUCAGUGCUA
Messenger RNA from Rhincodon typus (whale shark), 2360 nucleotides. It is a transcript of the gene agxta, whose product is annotated as alanine--glyoxylate and serine--pyruvate aminotransferase a. Lineage: Eukaryota; Metazoa; Chordata; Chondrichthyes; Orectolobiformes; Rhincodontidae. The coding region runs from base 588 to 1598 and encodes 336 amino acids. The transcript is spliced from 10 exons. The record is from RefSeq and is a predicted model, not a curated record. Gene Ontology annotation, molecular function: L-alanine:glyoxylate transaminase activity; L-serine:pyruvate transaminase activity. Gene Ontology annotation, cellular component: peroxisome.